Didymella exigua CBS 183.55 is the source of this 2294-nucleotide messenger RNA. RefSeq lists its product as uncharacterized. NCBI's taxonomy places the organism in Eukaryota, Fungi, Ascomycota, Dothideomycetes, Pleosporales, Didymellaceae. The record is from RefSeq and is a predicted model, not a curated record. The transcript has a single exon. The coding region runs from base 204 to 1895 and encodes 563 amino acids.
AGAGCUUCAGUCUCACAACACCUUUACUACUGGACACUCCUUCUUUGUGUCCGCGCACGUCUGAUCAGGACUCGAAUUCAGAUCAUCGUCAUCAAGCAGACUCCAGCAUCACAUCCUAUUUCUGAUCCGCCAUACCCAGAACGCAGGCUAUUAUACCAUACCGUCUUCCUGUUUACUGGUUGCUACAGCGGUCCAUCUCACCCAUGUGUCGAGUCGACGAGAAGAUAUACGUCCGCUCGGACGGACGUCGCUCCAAGUUUCAGGACACCUCACUCUGUGAGCGAGGAAGGCGGCGAGGCAAGAUGUGCUCCAACGCGGAAGUGCGUCGGACCGAGUACCCUGAUCCGACUUCGUCACCCAUCGCGAGCAGCCCGAUCACGCCCAGCUUUAGCACACAGGCCCGUCGACCUUCGGCGUCAAGCAGACCGUCGACGAGGGAUGGAUCUAUCAAAUCUCUAAAACCUGAGAUCCACAUCGACCUCACUGUCAACAAGGGCAAACCAUACUUCUCCAUCACCACCGGGAAGAGCAAACGCGAGUCAGCAGGAUCUAAUUCCGCCUUCGAGUCCGGUGGCUCUGAGGCGUCUCAUGCUGUCCGAACCGGAUAUCCUGAGAUCUUGCAUCCGUCUCUGAAUUCACACCUCCGAACCCAGUCAAGUCGUUAUCGCCACCCAUCACCAGACGAAUCCAUCCCGAGCUCCAGCCGCCUGUCACACGUCUAUCACAACUCUAGCGACUACGAUACACCAAGCCUAGCAACAGGAACAACCGCCACAUCCAGCGGUACCCGUCCUGUCAUACACCAUACCCCUCAUACCAGUGCGAUGCCAGCUCAGAUCAACACCACCCUCGGUCAAGCUGGUGGCCCUGCCAGUCCGUACCGCACGACUGAGGUUGCGCCGAGGGCUUCGCGCAACAAUGGCUCGUACACGCCUGAGAUCACGGGGCGUGACGAGGACAAGAGGCGGCGACACGAUGAGCAGCGGAAGCAGCACGAAGCCGCUGACCGCGAACUUGUCGCCAACUCAGUGAGCGAGGAGAACCAACGUGCUCACUUUAGCCGUGCCGAAGAGCGAGCGAGCAAAACCUUCGCCGGACGCACAGAUGGGCGUGAGCAGCGACGGCGACAAGACCACACGGCCCAAGCCGCAAAAGAGGCCGCAGCGAAAGAAGCUGUAGCACGAGAAGCCGCGGCGCGCGAGGCCGCAAGAAAGAUGUCACAGACAUCCAAACCAGCCGCACCGUCUCGCAGAAACUCUGUUCGCAUAUCUGCUACAGAAGCUACCAAACAACAGCUCAUCGAUGCCGAAGCCCGUCAAAUGCGCAAAGAGCGUGCAGAAGCAGAGGUUAGGGAACGGGAGGAGCAGUUGUACCAACAGCAGCCACCUGCCUUCCAGCAGCAGCAGUCAGACUCGAGGCACUACGACCAGCCCGUGCCUCGCCGCAACAGUCUCUCCAGCCAGGCACGCCCGGACCUGAUCAGGUCAAACAGCAAACGCGGCGCUGCUCCUGAACCACGCGAACCGCGUCGCGAGCCACGCCAACCCCCUGUAUCGUUCUACAACAAUACUACUCGCACCGACCUGCCACAAGCCCGCGAGCCGCGCCGGCCAUCGUCUUCGCACGCAAACAGACCUUUCAUGCCCACUGCACCCUCCGCUGACUUGUGGGAUGUGCGCAAUGUGAGCCAGGCUUUGCCGAGUGCCCGUAACAUGGGACAGCCACUGCCGAGAGCUCGUGGCCCUGGCGUCGGACAUAACUUCCCGCAACCACAGGCGAAUGUCUCUUAUCCGCAGCAGGCGAGCCACCGCAUGCAGCAAGCGCUGUACACUGACGAGUACCAGACUGAUUCCGAGGAUGGUCACGAUCCCUGUAGCCCUAGGAGGAGACACUGAGGUCUCAACGUGGUUUUGUUCUUCUUAUUCGAGCCGGCUGAGUAAGACACUGUACAGGCGUUUCUUUCCCUGAUUGUUGGUCUUCAGGCGCUUGGCUUCCCAGUUGAUACCCUUCUACCCCGGUGCUCGUCAAACGAUUUUAGAGUUCACUUUGCUAUUUUACGAUGUAGCCGAAUUCUUUGCGCGUAAUCUUGCCACAUAGACAUACCCCGACUUCAUUGCUUUCUGCGUACACAAAUAUAUCUUACACAUGCUCAUCAACUGCAUCCCAUCAUCGUCUGUCCAUGCCUUUAGAUUCAAACUCAAUAUUGACCUUAACCCGCGUCUGGGUGGUGUUGAACGAUUCUCGGCUGCAGGCUGAGUUGCGGGACGUGUGCACGUCAACACGGAAACUGGAGA